Molecule: messenger RNA, 2124 nt
Organism: Fomitopsis serialis
Lineage: Eukaryota; Fungi; Basidiomycota; Agaricomycetes; Polyporales; Fomitopsidaceae
Exons: 11
Coding region: 118-2028 (636 amino acids)
Molecular function (GO): protein binding
Source: RefSeq, a predicted model, not a curated record
CCGCGUCGGGUUCAGUACUCAGUGGCUGCGUUCAGCUUUAGACUUGACCACUACUGGCUUGCCCAUCGCUCUCUUUCCCCCAUUUUUACCACGCGUCUCUAACAACUACACGCGAACAUGGCUUCAAAAAGGUCCAAGCGAACAAAGGCAUCUGCGCCUGCGAGCCGCAGAGUUACCGUGACUGCCAAAACGGAGGCUCGAUGGAAGAAUGUGCGCGGCCGACGCGGCGGCCUGCAAGAUAUGCUCAACAUGCCGAUGGACGUUAUUCAGGAGAUUUGCUUGUAUCUCCAUCCUCGCGAUCUGCUGAGUCUCUCCAGGACGUCGAAGUCGUUCCACAAGUUCCUCAUGCAGCGAAGCUCCGCCUAUUUAUGGAAGGGCUCGAUAAAGAACAUCGUAGACCUACCUCCAUGCCCGAAGGGAUGGAUCGAAUCCGCAUGGGUGUCCCUCAUCUUCUCUCCGUAUUGCACGGCUUGCGGCACAGGUAAAGCUGCGACCGUGUACUGGGAGUUUCUGGCUCGGUUCUGCGUGCGUUGCAGGCCCCAAAUGGUUGUCGCUGCGAAUAGGGUAGACAAUAUUCUUGACUGUAGACAAUGGGAACAUUUCCAAUCUAUACCAAACGAUAUAUUUCUCGAAGCCGAAGCGGUCACAGGGUUUAGGGGACCGUGCUAUAUCCAAUCUCAAGUGUUCGAAGCUAUCGACACUUACGGAAAGCUCUAUGCAGCUAGGAAGUGGGAUUCCGCGGCAAAGCUCGCUGAUAAAGACAUUCAACGAGCGCAACAGUUCCGUGAGCACGCGGACUUAUGCCAGCAAUGGGCCGAGAAGGAAGAACUGAGACACAUCCAGGAGGUUCGGGCGCUCAUAAACGAGCGUUUAGAAGAGGUCACUUCGAGGCUACGUGUUCUGGGAUGGGGGGCUGAAGACAGUACUCUGCUUUCGCAACACAAGCACGUCCAGGUUGCCAAGAAGCUCACGAACGCGGUCACCUGGCAGAAUAUGAAGGACGAAUUGGCCGAAUGCAUGGAAGACAUUCGCGAAGAACGUCUGGAGCAUGAAUACAUGGUUUUGCUGGCGAAGCGCUGGCCAUUUCUGAAGAGCGUGGCGACUGGGUUCUUGGACAGGUACCUCGGCGAACAUCCGGAGAUGCUGGACUAUGGGCUGAACAUCGCGGACCUCGCUCUGUCAAAAGAGUUCCGCGACAUCAUGUGCGCACCUGCGGACGAGGUCGUGGACAGAUCACGCUUCCUUGCAUUGGAGGGUCAAGUGGACGCGAUCGUGGAGAGGUGGCGAACACGCGUCUGCGAAGAAUUGCGCACUGCAUGUACCAAGCACAAGCUCAAAGUGCUGCUAGGCGUGGACCCGCUCGACCUCGCAACAACGCUGUUCGCCGUCAAUGAUAAUCCAAGGUUCUCGAAGUCUAGAUUCUUUCCCCAUAUUGUCGCCCACAGUGAUCUCCGUUCUGCUCUCCCAAAGAGCGGGAAAGACACAUACGAGAAGUUUGUCUACGGGCUCAGGGAUGUGCACUGCUAUGUGGCCCCUGACGGACUCCGCCCACUGACUCUGCCGGAUCGCAUUCGAGAUAUCAUACGAGUGUGCGGAAAGGAUCCGGACGUGGCUCUGGCGGCAGAUAUGGAUGCUUUGGAUCUCAGGUUAGUCAAUCGUUAUGAAGCCAUAAAGACAUGGCGCCGCGCGAUGUUGGAGACUGCCGAUCUAGGCCCUUGGCCAUUCCGGUUAGCGAGUGCCGACGAGACUGCCAAGACUAAAACGCUCGAACUAUCAAGAUUGCAAAGAGCAAGACUGUGGUCGUGCGCCAGGUGUGAGACGGCGCACAUACCAAUGGUCCACAAUACCGUGCAGGAGCAUCUUCGCGACGAGCACGGCGUCGAACAUGCGAACCUUGAAGACAUCAAGUUGAACCAGAACCUAGUGGCGUCUGUGCUAGCCCAGUCAGGGACUGGUAUCUUGACGUCUGAUCUAAAUGACACGAAGCGGUAUUAUGACCGGGAUGCCCUCCGGAGCCACUUAUGGUAGAUAUUUUAACGUGUGCCUCGAUGUCGGCCAAUGCAUAGUCGCGUAACGCAGCCUGAGGUUGGAGGCUCGGCCGCUCGGAGAAUGAUUGAUGAUGCU